Messenger RNA from Crotalus tigris (Tiger rattlesnake), 2970 nucleotides. RefSeq names its product solute carrier family 2 member 8 (gene SLC2A8). The transcript has 10 exons. NCBI's taxonomy places the organism in Eukaryota, Metazoa, Chordata, Lepidosauria, Squamata, Viperidae. Gene Ontology annotation, cellular component: membrane. Gene Ontology annotation, biological process: transmembrane transport. Gene Ontology annotation, molecular function: transmembrane transporter activity. The record is from RefSeq and is a predicted model, not a curated record. The coding region runs from base 1493 to 2650 and encodes 385 amino acids.
UUUCCGGGUCAGGCUCACCCCGCUUGGGAAAUUAAACUUGCCCCUUUGGAAGCGGCUUUGCCGAAGGGGUGGAAAUGGCUGCUUUGCCCAGCUCCCUGCCUGGGUCCUUCCCCAACCUGGCGCCCUCUGCAAGCAUCAGCCUGGCAAUUCACUUUUCAGCCCAGCUGGCUGGGGAAUUCAGGUCCCUGGCAGAGGCUGGGGAAGGGAGGGUGUUACAAGUGGAAAAGCUAGCCAUUGCCUGGGUUUACAACGCCCAGCAUCCCCUCCCUCUCGGACGCCUGGGGUGUGGCAGCUGAUCCCCAGAAGGAGGAGAAAAAGGGGACGGAGGAGAUCAACGCCUUCUUUCCAAGAUUAAUGUAUUUUUUCCAGAAGGGUCUCUAUAGCCCACCUUCUCUGAAGCUCUCUGAGCAGAAAAACCGGGGGGGCUACAGAACGGCAACCUCUUGGCACCCAUGUCAGACAUUACAGUGAAAAGCUGUCUCCCUCAAAUGACUUUAGCUUAGAUAUAGAUGAGAUGGCUUUUUUCCCCAACAUUAGAAAAACUGGUCUGGGCUAGAGGUGAAUGGGUGGGCAAAAGCCUUAGGUGUGAAAUGAGUAAGGUCUAGUCAGUUUCAAGCCGGUUUAGAGAGCCAGUUUGGUGUGAUGGUUGAAAAGGAAAUCCAUUGUUUGGAUGGAGGAGCGGGGUGUCAGACUGGACAAGGCUAACCUGAGGUUGUGUCAUGUGAAGACAUGAAUUUGCUGCGUGUACCUCUAAAUCCUGAAGCUCUGGGGGAUUUUUUUUUAAUAGAGAGAUUUCUUCCGGCUGUUGUCAUCCUUGGGGACAUAAUUUCCUCUUUAUUUCAUUCUUGCUUUCCUGGUUGCUCAGACAGAGGAGCAAGAAAGAGAUCAGGGAAGAGAAUUAUUUGGCCAUUCCAGAUAUAAACCCACUGCAAAUAUCCCUGUUUUGAGCAAAGCAAAGAACGGAGGGAGGUUGUGCCUCUUUGUCUGGUGGAAAAUUAAAAUGGAUCACUGCAGAUUUUGCCUCCCUUUAACUACUGAGUCUGCAGUUUAUAAUUGAGGAAGCUAGUGGUUUGAAGUCAUAUGAUUUUCAUCUUUCUGCUUAUUGUGCUUUUUCUCUUGUUUUCUUUCCCCUUAUAUUUUCAUGGGGCUUAAGGCCAAGUUGUCCUAUCAUUAAGCAUCUUCUUUGGGGCCCAGCCAAAGAGAAUGACUUCCGAGGAAUACAGACCCCUUUUGGAUCCUAACCCAGAGACAGAACUGCAUGCUGCUGGAAGACCCUCUCAGCUGGAGAUUUAUUUGAGGUCCGUUAAGUUUUGGCUUCGUCCUGGGGUACAGCUCGCCAGCUAUCCCUAGUCUGAAGCGAAGCAACAACCCAGAAUUAAGACUAGAUGACACACAAGCAUCAUGGUUUGGGUCUGUGGUCACGCUGGGGGCUGCAGCCGGCGGGACCCUUGGAGGAUACGUGGUGGACAAAAUUGGCCGGAAACUUAGCCUGAUGCUCUGCACACUCCCAUAUGUGUUUGGUUUCUUGAUCAUCAUCGCGGCCCAAAACAUCUGGAUGCUUUAUCUGGGACGGCUGCUGUGUGGCGUGGCCAGUGGCGUCACAUCUUUGGUAGUUCCGAUCUAUAUCUCCGAAACGUCUCACUCCAAGAUCCGAGGAGUCCUUGGCUCGUGCGUUCAGCUGAUGGUAGUGACAGGCAUCCUGGGAGCUUAUCUAGCAGGCACGGCUCUGGCAUGGCGCUGGCUGGCGGUGCUGUGCUGUAUCCCUCCCUGUUUCCUGCUGGUCCUCAUGUGUUUCAUGCCCGAAACUCCUCGCUUCCUGCUACGCCAGAAUCGGCAGCCAGAAGCCAUCGCGGCUUUGCAAUUCCUGCGGGGCCCACUGGUGGAUCACGAGUGGGAAUGCCGGGAGAUCGAAGCCAACGCCGGCGAACAGCAAGAAAUGAGCCUUGCUGAGUUCAAGAAUCCUGCCAUUUACAAGCCGUUCCUGAUUGGAGUGGCGAUGAUGUUCUUCCAGCAAGCGUCCGGGAUCAACGCCUUGAUGUUUUAUGCAGAAACCAUCUUUGAAGACGCCAACUUUAAGAACAGUAGUGCCGCUACCGUCAUUGUUGGCUCUAUCCAAGUCUUCUUCACAGCAAUGGCAGCUCUCGUUAUGGAUAAAACCGGGCGAAAAAUUCUUCUCAUCAUCUCAGGAGUGAUCAUGGCUGCCAGCGCAACAGUGUUUGGGAUCUAUUUCAGAAUCACCGGCCCCAGCCCCAGCAAUUCUUCCCAUCUCCAGUUGCCGAAGAGCCCCCUGGACACCCCCCUUGUGGAGGAAGGACACCCCCUGGCCUGGUUAGCAGUGCUGAGCAUGAGCUUCUUCAUUAUGGGUUUUGCCUUGGGCUGGGGCCCCAUCCCCUGGCUGGUGAUGUCUGAAAUCUUCCCUCUGAGAGCCCGGGCAAUAGCCAGCGGGGCCUGCGUCCUCACCAAUUGGCUCAUGGCUUUCCUGGUCACCAAGGAGUUCCACGACCUCACGGUCCUCCUAACUCCUCAUGGGACUUUUUGGCUGUUCUCGUCCACCUGCUUGCUCAAUGUGGUCUUCACCCUUUUCUGUGUCCCUGAAACUAAAGGAAAAAGCCUAGAAGAGAUAGAGACAUAUUUCCGCAGUCCGCGUUAAGAACUUUUGCACGCAAGAUUUUAUUUUUUCCCCCUCGUCGCGGAUUUCAUUCAAUUGGUGGUUUGAAGACAUUGGUUGGCGAGGUCAAAAACCUUCCGUUCUUUCCGUUUAUCUCCGGAGCUUGGCCUGUUCCAGUUUCGGCUUCUUCCUCCCGGUAGGAAGGGCCAGGAGGAUUACUAAUAAAAAGGGUGCUAUGUUUUCUGAUCUGCAGGCCCGGGGUGCUCAGAUUUCCUAAUGUAAAUGUUUCUUUUGCCUUUUGACAUUUGAAACGAGGAUGCUGCUUUUGAAGGUUGCUUCAAUAAAUGACUGUUAAAACACUA